AUGAAGAUGGCAAGUUCCUCAGGCUCCUGGCUCUCCAGAUGCUUCAUCACACUCGUCUUCCUCCAGUUGCCUUUGCAUGUGUCAGAGGGCAGGCCGGGCUUGGUGGUUUCUGUUUCAGCCCCAUCUCCAGGGAGGUUCUCCUCAUCAGCAGUGGCUCUUGCUGUGAUCCUGCCUGUCCUGGGGAUUUUCAUCAUGGUGGGCAUUUACAUCAUCUGGAAGCAAAGAAGGUCAAAAGAGAGGCUUCUCUAUGAACAUGCAAUGGAGGUAGAAAAUCUUCUCUCAGACCAUGCAAAAGAAAAAGGACGUCUCUAUAAAGCCCUCAAGAAACUCCGGCGUGAACUGAAGUUAAAGAGAGCUGCAGCAAACUCAGGCUGGAGAAGGGCCCGGCUACACUUUGUGACGGUGACCCUGGACCCAGACACAGCGCAUCCCAAACUCAUCCUGUCUGAGGACCGCAGGUGUGUGAAGCUUGGAGACACAAGGCAGCCUGUGCCCAACAACCCUCAGCGAUUUGACUUCGUCGUCAGUGUCCUGGGCUCUGAGUACUUCAUAGCUGGCUGUCACUACUGGGAGGUGUCUGUGGCAGACAAGAGCAAAUGGGCCCUGGGGGUGUGUAGUGAGUCAGUGAGCAGGAAGGGGAAGGUCACUGCCUCGCCCGCCAAUGGACACUGGCUCCUGCGACAGAAUCGCAGGAAUGAGUACGAGGCCCUAACAUCCCCGCAGACCUCCUUCCACCUGAAAGAGCCCCCGCGGUGUGUGGGGAUUUUUCUGGACUAUGAAGCAGGAGUCAUUUCCUUCUACAACGUGACCAACCAGUCCCACAUCUUUACUUUCACCCACAGUUUCUCUGGCCCCCUUCGCCCUUUCUUUGAACCUUGCCUUCAUGAUGGAGGAAAAAACAUGGCACCUCUAAUCAUCUGUUCUGAACUCCAAAAACCGGAAGAAUCAACUGUCCCCAAGCCAGAAGAAAAAGGCCUUGCUAAUGGAGACGUGGCCCUGCAGGUGGACCCUCUUCUGCUCCCUGCUCAGGCACCAGAGCUCCUCCCACUCACAGAUAUGAUCCUGUCCUGGCCCUCUGAUAUUGGCCCAGCCCUGCAGGGGCUCAAGGUUCCUUCUUUUUAG
Messenger RNA from Lipotes vexillifer (Yangtze River dolphin), 1122 nucleotides. It is a transcript of the gene ERMAP, whose product is annotated as erythroblast membrane associated protein (Scianna blood group). The record is from RefSeq and is a predicted model, not a curated record. The transcript has 10 exons. NCBI's taxonomy places the organism in Eukaryota, Metazoa, Chordata, Mammalia, Artiodactyla, Lipotidae. Gene Ontology annotation, molecular function: protein binding. The coding region runs from base 1 to 1122 and encodes 373 amino acids.